CUCCACCCCCAGGUGGUUUGAACUUUGAGCCUUUUGAAGUCCUGAUGAAUAAUUUCAUUUUCCUCAAGUUUAUGACACUCGGAACGUCAAGAACUGGAGGUUUCUGCAAUUUGAGACCGGUCAGCACCGUGCGAGAUCAGAGUACUAAGAGACAGAUUAAAAUGGCUUCCAGAGGAAAGACAGAGACAAGCAAAUGAAAGCAGAAUUUAGAAGAACAGUUGGAUAGACUAAUGCAGCAAUUACAAGAUCUGGAGGAAUGCAGAGAGGAACUUGAUACAGAUGAAUAUGAAGAAACCAAAAAGGAAACUCUGGAGCAACUAAGUGAAUUUAAUGAUUCACUGAAGAAAAUUAUGUCUGGAAAUAUGACUUUGGUAGAUGAACUAAGUGGAAUGCAGUUGGCUAUUCAGGCAGCUAUCAGCCAGGCCUUUAAAACCCCAGAGGUCAUCAGAUUAUUUGCAAAGAAACAACCAGGUCAGCUUCGGACAAGGUUCGCAGAGAUGGAUAGAGAUCUGAUGGUAGGAAAGCUGGAAAGAGACCUGUACACACAGCAGAAAGUGGAGAUGCUAACAGCUCUCAGGAAACUUGGAGAAAAGCUAACUGCGGCUAAUGAGGCCUUCUUGUCAGCAAAUGCAGGUACUAUACUCAGCCAGUUUGAGAAAGCCUCUACAGACCCUGGCUCUGGAGACAAAGUCCUUGCUCUGGCAAGUUUUGAGGUUGAAAAAGCAAAAAAAAUGACAUGGUACGGAAGCUUGUAACACUGAUCACAUUCUUAUUGUAAAUGGCAUCUUUCCUCCUGGGAUUUUCAGUUAUGCAAAGAAAUGAAGAGAUUCUGGAAAUGCAUCAAUAACCUAAGAAAAAGUGACAUAAA
Messenger RNA from Saimiri boliviensis boliviensis (Bolivian squirrel monkey), 868 nucleotides. The record is from RefSeq and is a predicted model, not a curated record. Lineage: Eukaryota; Metazoa; Chordata; Mammalia; Primates; Cebidae.